Molecule: messenger RNA, 405 nt
Organism: Canis lupus familiaris (dog)
Lineage: Eukaryota; Metazoa; Chordata; Mammalia; Carnivora; Canidae
Gene: DEFB135
Product: defensin beta 135
Exons: 2
Coding region: 89-316 (75 amino acids)
Biological process (GO): innate immune response
Cellular component (GO): extracellular region
Source: RefSeq, a predicted model, not a curated record
UAGCCAUGCAGGUCCCCAUGUCAAGAGAGCUACAUAUAGAGUGACUCCCUCUCGCCUUCCAGCUGCCUCUUUGCUGAUUGGUUCAGCUAUGAAGAGCUUACUCUUGGUCCUUGUGGUCCUUGUGUUACUCUCCUGUGUUCCACCAGUUAGAAGUGGACCGAAUGCGUAUAUAAGAAGAGUCUUUUCUACAUGCUGGCGAACAAAAGGUGUUUGCAAGAAAUCAUGUGGGAAAAGUGAAGAAUAUCAUAUUCUUUGUGAUAUUACACGUUUGUGCUGCAUUAACAAAAAGUAUUUACCUGUACAGAUUGGAAAGUAGUGCCAAGUAUUUGAGGUUCCUGCUGAUUUCCUCUGGAGACCCAAAUCCUUCUCAGUUGUACCAUCCCAUUAAAAUGAUGUUUUAGCUGG